Messenger RNA from Zingiber officinale, 936 nucleotides. Its product is annotated as F-box/LRR-repeat protein At5g02910-like. NCBI's taxonomy places the organism in Eukaryota, Viridiplantae, Streptophyta, Magnoliopsida, Zingiberales, Zingiberaceae. Bases 1 to 936 code for a protein of 311 amino acids. The record is from RefSeq and is a predicted model, not a curated record. Gene Ontology annotation, molecular function: protein binding. The transcript has a single exon.
AUGGACGACUCCGGCCGCCGCCUUCCGGCCAGAAGGCGAAGACUAGCUCAGCAAUCAGAAGGGGAAGACUACCUGAGCGGUCUCCCCGAUUCCCUACUCCACCACAUCCUUUCCUUCCUCCCCACCCGCGACUCCGUCCGCUCCUCCCUCCUCGCCCGCCGAUGGCGUCGUCUCUGGGAAUCUGUCCCCGCCAUUGUCUUCUCCUCCGUCGACAAGUCAAGUGCCAACUCCGUCGACCGCUUCCUCGCAUCCCGCAGCUGCUCUUGCUCUAUUUCUCAUCUUCGCCUCUUCAAAAUAAAACUCGAAGACGGAGGAGCCCUCGUCCGCGACUUGCUCAUCUACGCCAAAUCUCACGGCGCCCAAGAUGUGACUCUCCGCCAGUUCUUCUUUCCAUCAGAUCACCUUCCCCUAUUCGACAUUCUGUUCGAUUGGCCAUCGCUCGUGGCGCUGAAUCUGCAACUGAUCUACACUGAUAUUUGGGAAUUUACUCUUCCAAACCGCAUCAUCUUCAGCAAUCUCAAGACGCUUUCCCUAAUGCUUGGAAUUGCAGAAAUUUCGGCCACGAGCCUGGCAAGGCUGCUCUCUUGUUGUCCUGUUUUGGAAGAACUAACAUUAAAGUCAUUCUAUCCGUGGAAUUGUUCCAUUGAAAUCGCGGCACCAAAUCUUCGCAGGUUGACUCUUCAUCGCGGCACCGAUCUUCGAAUUAUUUGUCCAAAACUUGGAUUUUUAGCGAUAACAACCCGCAAUCGUUUGAAACGCUUGCAUCUCGAAGCGCCCUCUUUGACCUCCAUUCAAAUGCACUGUUUUUUUGGUUGGAUAAAGCUUUCCCGGAGGUUCUGCGAUGUGAAUGAGGAAGCAGCUGCAAGUGUAGGAGAUAUACAUCUUGAAGAAUUUCCUCUUGCACACCUGGUAUGUUAUGAACUUUUUCUUGUUUAG